CAGAAGCAACCGCCACCACCGAUGCACAAGGUGUCACAUUUGAAAAGAAACCCGAGCCCCAGGGAGGCGGCACAGAGCGACCCCAGCCCGGCUAGCGCACACUGCGCGGCAGGGCGCUGGGCAGCGCUGGAGAACCGGGAGAGCUCCACCGCUGAACGUCCUAGCGACCUGAUUCUGGGAUCUCGGCUCCACGCUCCCUUCGCAAAUUUCAGAUUUCUCCCCCUUGAUUAUUUCCCCAAAACGGAGCCUUUAUACCAGGAGAAGGUGCCUGAGCUGGGACAACCUGGACUUUCCCGGGCACCCAAGAUGCGCUCCAUUAGAAAACGGUGGACCAUCUGCACUAUAAGUCUACUCCUGAUCUUUUAUAAGACAAAAGAAAUAGCCAGGACUGAGGAGCACCAAGAGACGCAACUCAUCGGAGAUGGUGAAUUAUGCUUGAGCAGAUCACUUGUCAACAACUCUGAUAAAAUCACUCGGAAGGCUGGCUCUACCAUCUUCCAACAUUCCGUACAAGGCUGGAAAAUCAAUUCUUCUUUAGUCCUGGAGAUAAGGAAGAACAUCCUCCGUUUCCUAGACGCGGAACGUGACGUGUCGGUGGUCAAGAGCAGUUUCAAGCCUGGUGAUGUCAUACACUAUGUGCUGGACAGACGCCGGACACUAAAUAUUUCCCACGAUCUGCAUAGCCUCCUGCCUGAAGUUUCACCAAUGAAAAACCGCAGGUUUAAGACCUGUGCUGUUGUUGGAAAUUCCGGCAUUCUACUAGAUAGUGGAUGUGGAAAAGAGAUCGACAGCCACAACUUUGUCAUAAGGUGUAAUCUAGCUCCUGUGGUGGAGUUCGCUGCGGAUGUGGGGACUAAGUCAGAUUUCAUUACCAUGAAUCCAUCAGUUGUGCAAAGAGCAUUCGGAGGCUUUCGGAAUGAGAGUGACAGAGAAAAAUUUGUGCACAGACUCUCCAUGCUGAAUGACAGCGUCCUUUGGAUUCCUGCCUUCAUGGUCAAAGGAGGAGAGAAGCACGUGGAAUGGGUUAAUGCAUUAAUCCUUAAGAAUAAACUGAAAGUGAGGACUGCCUAUCCAUCACUGAGACUCAUUCAUGCGGUCAGAGGUUACUGGCUGACCAACAAAGUUCCUAUCAAAAGACCCAGCACAGGUCUCCUCAUGUACACCCUUGCCACCAGAUUCUGUGACGAAAUUCACCUGUAUGGAUUCUGGCCAUUUCCUAAGGAUCUGAACGGAAAAGCUGUCAAAUACCAUUACUAUGAUGACUUGAAAUAUAGAUACUUUUCCAACGCAAGUCCUCACAGAAUGCCACUGGAAUUCAAAACAUUGAAUGUGCUGCACAAUAGAGGAGCUCUAAAACUGACCACAGGGAAGUGCAUGAAGCAAUAAGGCGCUGCGGGAAGGGUAAAAACUGAACACAAACUUUUUCUAAAGAUGCUUCUGGAGAUUUAGAAACAGGAUCCAAAACGAGGCUGGGUUUCAGCACCCACCACUUGACUGAGUCGCUAAAAUGGAAGUCUGUGCAAGUCCACCACCAGCUGAAGAAAAACCUGCAAAGUGCUCUAACCACAAAAUAUCCUGACUUCAAGGGUCCUAGCAAGUGCCACUUCCAUGAAGAAUACAGUUUGAAUGUAUUAUCCGUCGUGUUUACAAGAUCCAACAGUGCACUCAUCGUCAGUUAGCAGAGCAAACGUGUUCGUCACUGUGGGGCAGCCACUGUAAUGCCAAGCACACUGGAAGAGGAACCCAAGAGCACCACUCGGCCCUUGGGAAGUAAAAACGUCCUUGAUUGCGGAAAUGAAGAAGAAGAGAGUUCAAGCAGUGAAAUCCAGGACAUGAAGCAGCGUGAGGGAAUGCUUUCAGUCAGGACGCCGAGAAUGGCCGUGUUUACGUUUUGUUUAUAUUCUUGUUUGUCUUCUGAUGUUUAGUUUGGGUUUGGGUUUGGGGUGCUUAGAAAUUCAUUUGAGAAACAGAAAUGGGAAACACAUAUGAAUGAGAAAAAUAAACAUCAAACGGUCCUUUCUAAAGUUCUUAUGUUUUUUAAAACAACAAUCACACCAAAUUUUUGCUUGUUUGUUUGUUUUCCUUUGCACAACUUUAAAUCUCUGGAUUAUAGAUCAAUGGUGUAUGUAGCAGGUACCAGCCAAACUAUACCACCCGGUAGUAGUAAACUAUUAAUGAAGGAGUGAGAUUUGAAACACAGUAAAAUUAGCAGAAAAACUUCACUCUUGGUACCAAAGACUAUAUCAUGUUCCUACACAAUAAGCCACUGUCCUUAAAGAAUAUAUUGUUAGCAUGAAUGAAUCUAUAUGCUGCUAAUAUGAAACUUAGCUCUACAUAGUUAAACAUUUUCAAAAUCAAACACUGAUUUUAAUUUAUUUCUUUGAAAUUUCAUGAUAACUUUGUGGAGACACAUAUUUGUGAAGAGCAAAUGUUGGCUUGAUGCAACUGAAAUGAGACUUCCCAUUCAGUAAAAUCAUCUCGGCUAUCCGGGUGCAGAGAUCAAUAUGGCCCUCGUAGUGUUAUUUUAAAAUUUCUCUCUACAAAUAACAUGAUCAACGGAGCCUUGUUUUCAUAACAGACAAGUGAUUCAAAGCAGUUUAACAAUACCACAUCAGCAUUGUGCGUUUCAGAUGAAUUCAAUGGACGUGGAUCUUUCGGUAGUUGAGUACAGUUCUGUUAUUACAGCAUUUUUAAAGGAACAUGAACUUACUCAUAGAGUGACUUGCUAACUUACUUAUGUGACUGGACUGACUGGUGGCUGGGCUUUCUGUUUCUUUUGAAAGCAGAACUACAUUCUCACUUCUGCUUUUGUCUGCAGCAGCUUAACAUGACUUCCUGUUUCUCAGAGAAGUCAGAGGAAAGCAGAAACAGCAUGAAAAAUGUGUACGUUUUGUUUUUCAAAGUCAGGCAAUCUAAAAUGAAGAAAGAGCACAGCAUAGUUAUACAUAUAUGUUAUAUAUGUACUCACAUUAUGGACAAGGAUAGUCACGUAGUACAGUUACCAAAUUUUUAAUAGCAGUUGCAAUAUUUUUUUAGAAAAAUUGACUGAACCUCAGGAUAAAAAUAACAUUUUUUUCUGAGAAUCCAUGUAUCCAUCAGAAAGGAAAAGAGAAUGCCUAUGGGAGUUUCCUAACUGGCAAUGAAUUAUUAUCACUCUACCUUUACCAUCAAAUUCCUUUUCUAUUUGAAAAAUUGAAAGUGUUAAAUACAUGUUAUAUAAAUGUUUAAUUGAGAGUCUAAUAUACUGGAUAUGUGAACAUUGGAUAAUAUAUGAAACUUAUUUUGAACUCUAUGCAGAUCAGUGUUCCCACCAACAGCUAACAUGAAUUCCACAGAAAUCCAGAAGCCACAAGUAAAUUAAUUAUAAGUAUAUACUACCUUGGCACUCAUUUACAGUAUGUAUUUGAAAGCAGCAGCAUACCGUUUUGACUGAAAUUUUAAGGGGGAAAAAUGUGUUUAAAACCACACUUUGCCGGCAGCCAGCACAGCUCAGCCGUCCACUGUUUCAUGCAUUGGUGUCUAACUCUUACACGCAUUGGGUAGUGCCUUUUAACAUCACUGUAUUGAUUCUUCACCCUCUGCUUUGCGUUUUUAAAUACUUGCCCAGUUAGGGAAAUGCUCAGUAUCCUAAGGGCUUCAGAUUUGAGAGACAACUACUUUUGUUCAUCUCAGGGAACUUUGAGUACAUAAGAAUGAAUUCCAUUAAAGACAUUUAGUGCUCCAAGAAGAAACCUUGUGUGAGGCCAGUUCUUUCUCUCUCACACACACAGACGCUUUCAUUUGCCAUCAGAGCUCAAUCCCUGUCAUGGCCUUACCACAGAAAGAAGGCAAGGAGAGAAUUCAGGAGUGACAGUAGGGGAAAGAGUUACGACUUAACACGCAUGAUGGCAUAACAUGAAGGGAUCACAACAAAAUCAAAUUACAAGUACAUACUUGAACUAUCUGUGUUUUCCUUAAUACGGUAUGCUCGCAGCUUUACUUGUUUUAUUUCUUUUUUUUUUUAUGAUUUAAUCAUGCACCUGGGGGGUGCCCAGGCAGCUGACUGUGAAAUAUCCCAGUCACUGAGGUAACGUGAUUGCCACUGUGCUUUUGACAGGAGCAGACCAUGGGAAUAUUCUCAUGGGAAUAUUGUUACUCAGCAUAAACGACACUCAACAACAGGUCGUUGAAAGAAAAUAUGAAUCAAUACUAGGUUUUCAGGGCAAAUCUAGUGAUUGCGCUCACAGGAACAAUGGAAGCACUGUGGAAGUUUUUCUCGCUGGGAGAAGGCGCUGGGCAUUCGAAUGUCCUCAUGUAAUGUAUACCACAUGAACUGCACAUCGAUCAUUAAUGAAAAUCUCCACAUAUAUCCUUACAGAAAUGCUUUAUUUAAGAAAUACUAAGAGUAGUGUACAGCCAAGUGAGUUACCCAGUUACUACUCAAGGAAGGGCAAGCAAAGUAAUUUAUUUAUAGUUGUGCCAAUUAGUCAUGAUACAUAUUACGUGAUAUUUGGUUCACAGAGUUGUCUUCAUGUGAUUAUUAUAAGGACUAUCUAUAGUUGUGGAAGGGGGCUGGAAAACGUUGUGUAUAGUUAGCUGGUAUCUCUACAAGUUUGAGAGUUUCCCCAUUAAAUGUUAUCAGUAUACAGAGGUUUUAAUAAAAAAAAAAAAAAACAAGUAAGGGUAAUUAUUUGUAUUUGAAAAACAAACUCCAAAUACAACCCAUCUAGAAAUAGAUAUUAUAUAUGUGCUAUAAAUAUAUCUAUAUAGUACAAAUAGACAUGUGUGAUGCAUAUAUACCAUGUUAUAUAUGUAUAUCUGUGUGUACACUCUGAUUCUGUAAUAUGUGCACAACUAGAUGUGUGUAAUAUUGAUAUCUUCAGGGUCUGCACUGUGAAAUUCCCUGGAGAUCGUGACCACUUUAAAAACAGAAGUUCUUUUGAAACUUCACUUACUACUCUGCUUUAAGAAAGACCCACUUCCUAGCUGAAUUAUAUGUUCUUUCCUAGAGAAAUAGUCAGCAACUAGUCUGUUCAAGCCUUUCAAAACAAAAGUAAAGGGGAAAAAAUUACCUUCAAGCUGGCGAUGUAUUUAAAUUGCAGUUUUCUGACUGUGGGUCUAGGCUGUGUGUUUCUCCUUCAUGUAGCGCCUUUUACGGAAUACUGUUUUGUUUGUGUUGGUGAAAGCACAAGAGUUUUAGAUGUACAUAGCCAGGAGAAGAAAAGCAAAACAGAGUUUACAGAUCGCUUUGCUGCAUAGGAUAAUUGCUGCGUCUUUCCUCUACCGUCCGUGGAAAGGAAGGAUGAAGCUCACUCUGUAGGUUCUUUCUGGUCAACAAUGUCUUCUGUUGUUUGUGCAUAGCAAUGAGCUAUUCCUGCUUUAUCAUUUGUACAAUUGUAAAAUAAAUUAAAUUCCUUGUUUUUCAA
Molecule: messenger RNA, 5405 nt
Organism: Rattus rattus (black rat)
Lineage: Eukaryota; Metazoa; Chordata; Mammalia; Rodentia; Muridae
Gene: St8sia4
Product: ST8 alpha-N-acetyl-neuraminide alpha-2,8-sialyltransferase 4
Exons: 5
Coding region: 22-1386 (454 amino acids)
Biological process (GO): N-glycan processing; oligosaccharide metabolic process
Molecular function (GO): alpha-N-acetylneuraminate alpha-2,8-sialyltransferase activity
Source: RefSeq, a predicted model, not a curated record